AUGGUUGUGGAUUUACAAGUUGUUCUGGGUUAUGAUCGAGUGUUUGUGGUAGAGCCAGUUGGUUUGUCUGGAGGACUGGCUAUCUUAUGGAGAAAGGAGGUUAACGUUGAGGUAAAGUUCGCUAAUAAAAACAUUAUAGACUGCUUGAUACGGUUCAGAGGAGCUAGGUUCUUUUUCUCCUUUGUCUAUGGGGAGCCUAGUGCGUAUGGUAAGAAGAAUGUGUGGGAGAGAUUGAUGAGAUUGGGAGGUGGUAGGAAGGAUAUUUGGGGAAUGGCAGGAGAUUUCAAUGAAAUUCUUCAUAAUGGAGAGAAGAUUGGAGGACCAAAACGGAGUGCUGCGUCCUUUGCUGAUUUUGUUGAAAUGCUGGAGGUUUGUGAGAUGAAAGAGCUUGCGGGUUCUUGGGAUAGCUUCACAUGGGCUGGAGUCAGAUAUGAGAAGUACAUUCAGUGCAAACUUUAUAGAUGUUUUGGUAAUAAGCAGUGGCGUAGCGUUUUCUACAAGGCAUCUCAAACCUUUAUGGAAAGAUUAGGAUCUGAUCACAGACCAGUGAUGAUCGAUCUGGAUUGUGGAAAUGGCCGUAGAAGGGGAAGCUUUCGUUUUGAUAAAAGAAUGGUGGGGAAGAACAGAGUUAGAGAAACGAUUGACGACUCCUGGAUGAAGGCUAGAAAGCUUGGAAAAUUGUCUAUUGUGGACAGUUUGGGUGAAGUGAGGAAGUCUCUGGGAAGAUGGAAGCGUGAGAACAAUAUCAACUCUAAAGAAAAGAUGAUGAAACUAGGACAUGAGCUUGAGCUUGAAACUUCGUCCCUAGCUCCUUGUUGGGAUCGAGUUCGAUUGCUAAAAAAAGAGAUUGGUAUUGCUUUCAAGGAGGAGGAAGAUUUUUGGAUGCACAAGAGUAGAGAUAAGUGGUUAGUUGUUGGUGAUAAUAAUACUAGUUUCUUUCAUGCUUCGGUGAAGGCUAGUAGGCAGAGGAAUCAACUAACUAAGCUUAUCGAUGAGAAUGGAAGUGAGGCGUCUAAGAUUCCACAGAUGGGGAAGAUUGCCACAGAUUAUUUCGAGUCUCUGUUUACCUCCACAGGCUCUGGGGAUCUAAGGGCUUUCUUUUCUGGUUUGUCAACCAAGGUAACAAAGACCAUGAAUCAAAGGCUUACAAGAGAGGUUAGUGACGAGGAAAUAAAAAACGCGGUGUUUGGGAUUAAUUCUUCAAGUGCGCCUGGUAGUGAUGGUAUGAAUGGCUUAUUCUUCCAAGAAUAUUGGGAUGUGGUGGGUGAAGAAAUAUCGAAGGAAGUGAAAGUUUUUUUCCAGACUGGUGUCUUCCCGCUUGAAUGGAAUCUUACGCAGGUAUGUUUGAUACCUAAGAUUUCGGAUCCUACGAGAAUGACGGACCUACGCCCCAUCAGUCUAUGCUCAGUAAUGUAUAAAAUUGUGGCUAAGAUAUUGAUGGAUCGUCUUAAGCCUCUGCUCGAGCAUUUGUGUCACCUACUCAAUCUGCUUUUGUUCCUGAGAGAUUGA
This is a messenger RNA of Raphanus sativus (radish), 1509 nucleotides long. RefSeq lists its product as uncharacterized. Lineage: Eukaryota; Viridiplantae; Streptophyta; Magnoliopsida; Brassicales; Brassicaceae. Bases 1 to 1509 code for a protein of 502 amino acids. The transcript has a single exon. The record is from RefSeq and is a predicted model, not a curated record.